UUCAAACUCUGAAGUUGCCACUGCCACUGCCAGUUGAGGUUUGCUUUCAAAGUUUUUGGAUGCAGCAGCAAAGAAAAGUGAUCGUCCAAUUCCAGUUUGGAGCACAUGCGGUGGCUAUCAAAAGCUGCACUGAAACCUAGAAUGUAGAGACCUGCAAGUUGCACCGUCCUUUUUCGUCUUUGGGGGACCCAAUUUCAUGUGUUCGUUCUGUCCCUCGUACCUCUGAAAAUUUUGAGGCAUCUGCUGUCAUUCUUGUUGACGUUGAGACCUUUUACGCUCUCAGACUUUGACUAGCAACUGGGCAGGCAGAUCCCUUCGCCAGAUUGAGAUUCAACGGAAACCAUUGCAGCCGUUUGACCAGAAGUGGGCAACGGCAAGUUAAUGUGAACACCCUCUGGCUGCACACAUACUGACGGACGCUAAUGUCAAGUGUCCCGCCAACUUUACUUUAGAGUCGGAGCAGAUACCUGGACAAUCAAUCUUAAAGCUAAAAAGAGCGACAGCUCAGACCUGCUCAGACCUGACGGUGGUACGACCAAUCCAAAGUUGGCCGGUGCACUUUACUCUUUUAGCAGCCGACGCGUCGUGCACAAGUCAUUCAGGGCGGCUUCUUGUACCGCCACUUGCACAUCGAGCAAGGUUUACAUUGUACAAGUCUACUCCGGGGUUAUAAUGGAAGGACGGACAGGAGAAGAACCUGCGUGGUUCAAUGAGCCAUGUAUUCUUGGCAUCGAUGAGGCAGGAAGAGGGCCAGUACUAGGACCGAUGGUUUACGGGUGUGCGUUUUGUGCCUUGUCACAGAAAGCGAGGAUAGCUGGCAUGGAGUUCGCAGAUUCCAAAACAUUGACAGAAGAAAAGCGAGAAACUCUUUUUGAGGCGCUAAAGGAGGAUACCUCCAUUGGCUGGGCAGCCGAUGUAAUUCAUGCAAAGGAUCUGUCAUCUCAGAUGUUGCGAAGUGAGAAGAAAAGUCUGAAUGCCAUCUCGCACGACUCAGCAAUGGGAUUAAUCCGGGGGGCACUCGACAAAGGCGUCAAUCUGGUUGAGGUCUACGUCGAUACUGUUGGCGAUCCUGAGAAGUACGAGCAACGACUGAGCGAGAAAUUUCCCGGGGUCAGAAUGACCGUGCGCAAGAAGGCCGACAGCCUGUUUCCAAUUGUCAGUGCAGCCAGCAUUGUCGCAAAGGUAACAAGAGAUCGCGCGUUGAGGGCCUGGGUGUUCGAAGAGAGAGGUGUCGAGUACGGGCGCCAGUUUGGGUCUGGCUACCCGGCAGACCCCGAGACAAAGACGUGGUUGGCGGCGAACGUGGACCCCGUGUUUGGCUUCCCGUCGUUGGUGCGCUUCAGCUGGGGCACGUGCAAACCGUUGGUGGCCAAGCUUUGUGUGGACGUUCAAUGGGAGAACGACGAUGAGGACGAAUCCGAAUCGACGAGUGCGCGCAAGAACAGGCGAUAUGAGUCUGCGGCUCCAGGACGACACUCGUACUUUAAAUCGCGUCAGUUGCAACAAGUAACAACGCACCUUUGAUCGUUUGGGCCAGCUAUAAAUGUGUCUACCACCAAUGAACCUACGGCCCGUCUCUACCCCUUAAUACUUGGCAGGACCUCAGGCCACACAGGGUUUCGAACAGGCUUCCAACUGUCAUGUGUGUGAUGUCCAUGACCACGUUUAAAAGCUUCGUCGACCUUGAUAUGUUUGUAGUCCUAACUAGCACAGUGCAAGAUUGGGUCGGCUGGGAUUGUGCUGAAUUUGGUGGGCACAUGAUACAACGGAAAGAAGUCACAUGGGGCCAGUCACAGGCAUGCCCUUGAAUCAGGC
Klebsormidium nitens is the source of this 1815-nucleotide messenger RNA. NCBI's taxonomy places the organism in Eukaryota, Viridiplantae, Streptophyta, Klebsormidiophyceae, Klebsormidiales, Klebsormidiaceae. The record is from the annotation of a GenBank genome assembly.